AAGCCGAAAUCCCAUACAACCGUGUUUUAUCUCUCCUGAAGAUGAUAGCAAUCCUGUUUCUUGUUUAGAGAGAGAAAGAAAGAGAGAGACUCACAUAGUCUGAAACAAUCCCAAUAAGGCUGUAGUGGGGAGUGUACAUUAAGAAUUGGGAAUUGCAUUUGAGUUCACAACAAGGAGAUGGGAUCUGAAGGGCCAAAGUGUGUGACCAUCCAUGUGACUGGAUUCAAGAAAUUCCAAGGGGUUGCUGAGAAUCCUACUGAGACUAUAGUUAGCAAUUUGAAGAAUUUUGUUGAAAAGAGAGGGUUGCCUAUCGGUCUUACCUUAGGGAGCUGCACGGUUCUUGAGACUGCUGGAGAUGGUGCACUUCCCUUGCUAUACAAGAUUAUGGAAUCUGGUAUCUCUAAAGAAAAUAAUUCAAGCAAUGAGCAAAUAGUUUGGCUUCACUUGGGGGUCAACAGUGGGGCAUUAAAAUUUGCUAUUGAGCGGCAGGCAAUGAAUGAAGCCACUUUUCGUUGUCCAGACGAACUCGGAUGGCAGCCUCAGCAAUUGCCAAUUGUCCUUGCGGAUGGAGGAACUUCUCGAACAAGAGAGACUUCCUGCUCGACUGAGUCGAUCCUACAGUUCUUGAAGAAGAAGGGUUAUGACGUGACAAUAUCAGACGAUGCAGGCCGUUUUGUGUGCAAUUAUGUCUACUAUCAUUCUCUUCGAUUUGCAGAACAAAAAGGUCACAAAUCUCUCUUUGUCCAUGUUCCUCUCUUUUCUAGGAUCGAUGAAGUAACCCAGAUGCAGUUUGUAGCAGCCCUUUUGGAUGCUAUUGCAUCCACAUGUUAAAGUCAUUGAUUUGAAAGUUCAAUUAAAACUUUCAUGUUUGUGUUGUGACAAUGUUAAAUUAAAAUUUUCAUCUUUGUAUUA
Molecule: messenger RNA, 912 nt
Organism: Cornus florida
Lineage: Eukaryota; Viridiplantae; Streptophyta; Magnoliopsida; Cornales; Cornaceae
Exons: 5
Coding region: 178-831 (217 amino acids)
Biological process (GO): proteolysis
Cellular component (GO): cytosol
Molecular function (GO): pyroglutamyl-peptidase activity
Source: RefSeq, a predicted model, not a curated record